AUGAUUGUCUCUAUAGCUUUGGCUCUCCUGCAAGAUGCAGUGACAUAUGAGGAUGUUCAUGUAAACUUUACUCGGGAAGAAUGGGCUUUGCUGGAUCCUUCCCAGAAGAAUCUCUACAAAGAAGUGAUGCUGGAGACCUACAGGAACCUCACUGCUAUAGGCUAUUAUUGGGAAGACCACAGUUAUGAAAAGAAUUCUCAAAAUUCUAGAAGACAUGGAAGGCAUCUUCAAAGGGAAGAAAGAAUUUACACUGGAGAGAAAACCUAUAAACGUGUGCAAUGUAAUGAAGUGUUUUCAAGUCACAGUCAUCCUCAGAUACAUAAAAGAAUGCUCACUGGUGCCUUUGUAUAUGAUAGUGGUCUUCAAAUACAUAGGAGAACACACACAGGAGAGAAACCCUGUGAUUGUAACAUAUGUGGUAAAGCCUUUGCAUGCCACUGCCAUCUGCAAAGCCCUAAAAGAACAUAUACUGGAGAGAAGCCCUAUGAAUGUAAACAGUGUGGUAAAGCCUUUUCAUGUCACAGUGCUCUUCAAAGGCAUAAAAGAACACAUACUGGAGAGAAGCCCUAUGAAUGUAAACAGUGUGGUAAAGCCUUUUCAUGUCACAGUGCUCUUCAAAGGCAUAAAAGAAUACAUACUGGGGAGAAGCCCUAUGAAUGUAAACAAUGUGGUAAAGCCUUUGCACAGACCAGUAAUCUUCAUAGUCAUAAAAGAACACAUACUGGAGAGAAGCCCUAUGAAUGUAAGCAAUGUGGUAAAGCCUUUGCAUAUCACACUGCUCUUAAAAGGCAUAAAAGAAUGCAUACUGGAGAGAAGCCCUAUGAAUGUAACCAAUAUGGCAAACCCUUUGCUCCUCACAACCAUCUUCAGAUUCAUAAAAGAACACAUACAGGAGAGAAGCCCUAUGAAUGUAAACAAUGUGGUAAAGCCCUUUCAUGUCACAGUGCUCUUCAAAGGCAUAAAAAAAUACAUACUGGAGAGAAGCCCUAUAAAUGUAAACAAUGUGGUAAAGCCUUUACACAUAACAGUGUUCUUCAGAGUCAUAAAAGAACACAUACUGGAGAGAAGCCCUAUGAAUGCAAACAAUGUGGUAAAGCCUUUGCACAGCACUUUCAUCUUCAGAGUCAUAAAAGAACUCAUACUGGAGAGAAGCCCUAUGAAUGUAAACAAUGUGGUAAAGCCUUUGCACAGAAGAGUUAUCUUCAGAUUCAUAAAAGAACACAUACUGGAGAGAAGCCCUAUGAUUGUAAACAAUGUGGGAAGCCCUAUGAAUGUAACCAAUAUGGCAAACCCUUUGCAGUAAACAUUGAUCUUCAAAUACAUAAAAGAACACAUACGAGAGAAAAGCCCUAUGAAUGUAAACAAUGUGAUAAAGCUUUUGCUUGUCACAGCCAUCUUCAAAAACAUAAAAGAAUACAUACUGGAGAGAAGCCCUAUGAAUGUAAACAAUGUGGUAAAGCCUUUGCACAGAACAAUGUUCUUCAGAGUCAUAAAAGAACACAUACUGGAGAGAAGCCUUAUGAAUGUAACCAAUGUGGUAAAGCCUUUGCACAGAACAGUCAUCUUCAAAGGCAUAAAAGAACGCAUACUGGAGAAAAGCCCUAUGACUGUAAACAAUGUGGUAAAGCCUUUGCACGGAACAGUCAUCUUCAAAGGCAUAAAAGAACACAUACUGGAGAAAAGCCCUAUGAAUGUAAACAAUGUGGCAAAGCCUUUGCAUGGAACAGUCAUCUUCAGAGUCAUAAAAGAACACAUACCCUAUGAAUGUAAACAAUGUUGAAAAGCCUUUGCCCAUCAC
Molecule: messenger RNA, 1798 nt
Organism: Arvicanthis niloticus (Nile rat)
Lineage: Eukaryota; Metazoa; Chordata; Mammalia; Rodentia; Muridae
Source: RefSeq, a predicted model, not a curated record